AAAGACCUGUGAGGAGGAAAGAGAGAGACAGCAGGAGGAGUCAUCAGUGGAGAGAAAGACCUGUGAGGAGGAAAGAGAGAGACAGCAGGAGGAGUCAUCAGUGGAGGAGCGAAAGGAGGCCAGUGUGAAGCCAAGGUUUAUCCAGCUGCGAAAGAAAAGGCCUGCACACACACCCAGUAACAGUCUGGAAAUCUCAAAAAAGGCAAAGAUGGCUGUGGCCGUACAAGUCCCUUCACAGAUGAAUCAGGCUUAUGUAAGCCCAGCCACAGCUGAAGUCCUGGCAAAAUAUUCUCAGAACAUUUGUCCAAAGCCAUCAUCAGGGUUGGAAAUAAUUUUUCAUCAAAGUGAGCUGUUCAAGAGAAAGAGAAAGACCUGCAACAAAAAACAUAUUGACCAACAGGUGGCAGCAUGUGAGGAGGAGGAAAGAAAUAUCUGCGAGGAAAAAAGAGAGAAACAGCAGGAGGAACAUCAGAGGCAAGAAGAACGACAUGGAGAAGAAGUGACAAAGGAGAGGGGGUGUCCAAAGAGAAAAGGACCAGGUGGAGAAGAGGCAGUGAAAGAGGAGGGGAGGUGUCUGAGGAGAAGAGGACAACAUGGAGACAAAGAGGUCAAAGCAGGGAGAGGGUGUCCAAGGAGAAAAGGACCAGGUGAAGAAGAGGCAGUGAAAGAGGAGGGGAGGUGUCUGAGGAGAAGAGGACAACAUGGAGACAAAGAGGUCAAAGCAGGGAGAGGGUGUCCAAAGAGAAAAGGACCAGGUGAAGAAGAGGCAGUGAAAGAGGAGGGGAGGUGUCUGAGGAGAAGAGGACAACAUGGAGACAAAGAGGUCAAAGCAGGGAGAGGGUGUCCAAAGAGAAAAGGACCAGGUGAAGAAGAGGCAGUGAAAGAGGAGGGGAGGUGUCUGAGGAGAAGAGGACAACAUGGAGACAAAGAGGUCAAAGCAGGGAGAGGGUGUCCAAGGAGAAAAGGACCAGGUGAAGAAGAGGCAGUGAAAGAGGAGGGGAGGUGUCUGAGGAGAAGAGGACAACAUGGAGACAAAGAGGUCAAAGCAGGGAGAGGGUGUCCAAGGAGAAAAGGACCAGGUGAAGAAGAGGCAGUGAAAGAGGAGGGGAGGUGUCUGAGGAGAAGAGGACAACAUGGAGACAAAGAGGUCAAAGCAGGGAGAGGGUGUCCAAGGAGAAAAGGACCAGGUGAAGAAGAGGCAGUGAAAGAGGAGGGGAGGUGUCUGAGGAGAAGAGGACAACAUGGAGACAAAGAGGUCAAAGCAGGGAGAGGGUGUCCAAGGAGAAAAGGACCAGGUGAAGAAGAGGCAGUGAAAGAGGAGGGGGGGUGUCUGAGGAGAAGAGGACAACAUGGAGCAGGAGAGAGGAAAAAAAGAUGAUGUAAAGAAAAAGUGAAAAGCAAGAGGGAAAACGUUUUCACAUAAAAGAACAAAAUAAUGACUCACAGCAGGAUUUUUUUUUUGUAAAAUGUUGAUUCUGUUCUUAAAUAUUUCAAAUUAAACAUUGUUUUGAAAUAAAAAGUCA
This is a messenger RNA of Scatophagus argus, 1523 nucleotides long. Its product is annotated as collagen alpha-2(VI) chain-like. The coding region runs from base 209 to 1378 and encodes 389 amino acids. The transcript is spliced from 3 exons. The record is from RefSeq and is a predicted model, not a curated record. Lineage: Eukaryota; Metazoa; Chordata; Actinopteri; Scatophagidae.